Molecule: messenger RNA, 2694 nt
Organism: Cutaneotrichosporon oleaginosum
Lineage: Eukaryota; Fungi; Basidiomycota; Tremellomycetes; Trichosporonales; Trichosporonaceae
Source: RefSeq, a predicted model, not a curated record
CUUAUCUCUCUCUCCUCCUCGCCAUCUCGCUCUCCUCCUCUUUCUUCUCACAGCUUCUUCUCCCUCAAGACAUGAAGCCAGCCCCCAAACACGACAGGCCAACUCCCACUAGACCCGCUCGCCGCCCACUCUCCGGAUCACAUUCCCCCUUGGUCGACACCGCCACUGCCACCGUCGGCUCUCCUCCCCGCGUCGGUGGCAUGGCCGUCUCACCAACCGACUCUACCCCCAUACUUCAACCUCGCCCAAAAGGACCUGGUCAAGUCCGUCUCAAGCGAGCCAGCUACCAAUCCUCGGGAACACCAAGUCCACGCUCUUCCCCGGCACUUCGGUCCUCGGCGCUCUUCGACAAGGACACCGGCGUCUCGGGUCGCAGUACGCCUGAGCGGUUUACAGGAACGGUGGCCGAGCGCACGGAAGAUGAACUGAUGCGUGCAAGCAGGGAGGCUCUUCAGGAUGCCCUCCGCAAAGAGUGGUCCCAGAACGAAAAGCUUGUCGCACAGGUCGACGACCUGACCACGGGCCAACGCGAUCUCGAAGCUCGGAUCGCAGAAAUGGAAUCGGCCAACAUGGCAUUGCGCGACAAGUUUGACGCCUCGUUCGCCGCACAGGGCGAGAUGGAAGAGCAUCUCGAGGGCGCCAACGACAUCAUCGACCAUCUCCGGCGCAACCUCGAGGACGUCGAGCGUCAGCUCCGACAGCAGCAGCGCCGCUAUGCCGACCAAGAGAAGGCCUUCGAGGCAGAACGAAUGGUGCACCAGGCGGACCAGAAUCACCUCGUUCAUCGGAUAAAGUCCUUGACCACUGAGCGCAUUGCGCGGCCAAGUGGAGAGGAUGGUGACAAGAAUGGAGCGACGGCAGCACUGCAAGAAGAGCUUAUCACCCUCUCAGCAAGUCACCAAACGCUCGUCGCGCAGCUCACAACACUUGCGGACGAGAUGCACGAGAUCAAAUCGGAAAACUCGCGUCUUAUAGAGGAGAAUGAGAGCUGGCAGCUGCUAAUCGAGGAGCGCACGCUCGCCGGCCACAUGAGAGGCGGCCUAAUUCCGGAGGCCUCGACGUCGCCACCCCCCGGCGAGGGCGCGAUCACUCCCUCUUCUAUCAGACGCAAGGAGCCCAGCGCGCUCGAGACACUCGAAGAGCAGCUCGAGAUGGAUGAACUCCACUCCGAACUUGACGCGCAACAGCCCAUCUUUGAGGAGUCGGAUCGCGCGCUUCUGCGCGUCACCUCUGGCGGCUCGUACAACAUUGACCUCACAUCCCCGACACGCCCCAAUGGCCACUCCCUGGCAACCGAACUCGGCUCCAUGGCGGAAAUGGAAGACGUCCGCUCUCAAGUCAAGGCGCUCAAGGAAGCCAACAAGGCUCUGUCGCUUUACUGCUCCAAGAUUCUCGACCGCAUCAUUGCAUCUGAGGGGUUUGAGCACGUGCUCUCAGUUGAUUACCGCACACGCCGCGGCACUCGGUCACUCGCAAAUGGCAAGAUUCGGCCCAGUGUCCUUGAGCUCGCUGCAGACAUGGAACAGAAUGGCCCCCCACCGCUUCCCGAAGCGCUCCCUCACCCGCCCGCAAAGGAAACUACUCCCCCCACCCAACCUCCCGCGCCCCGUGCACGCCCACAAAGCAUGUACGUCACUUCGUCGGUUACGCCUCCAACCCCGCCAGCCGUCCCAGCCGCUGCGUCUUCCAAGGGCCCUGUCCUUGCUGCGAAGGACGCGGACAAGCGAGCUCGCAGAGGCUUCUCAAUUGACUUUCGGUCGCUCGGUUUUGGGGCGCCAGAGAAGCCCGAGCCCAAGCCACAGCUCAAGCCUCUGCAGCUGGCAUCACGCGCGGCGCCGGCCGGGCAGAGCCCGCCCAAGGCACAGUCGUCACCGGCUGUGACUCUGAGCCCAAUCAGUUCCGGCGGCGCCUCCGUUGCUCGCAAACUGGCGCCACAAGAGGAGGAUGAGGAGGACCGCCGCGAGCGUGCACGCAUGGAGGCCAACCUCAAGCUGAUGGGUAUCACGUCGCCUGUGUCCGAGACGUCCUCGUUCGAAGAGAAGCCGGCAACACCAUCCGCCACGGCCGUUUCCGGUGCAGCAGGGUGGCUUUCACGCCGUCUGUCGCGCGCGAGUGCACCGGCCGCUGCACCUGCGCCCACUCCACCAGAGGGCCAGCGUGGCAGCACCACGCCACUCUCGCGUCUGAGCACUGCGCUGAGCGACUCAUCCUCGACGCGCAUCGACCUGGACACGCAGGAUCCCGAGGCCGCGCUGCGCGCAUUCGACGCGCGUGAGCGCGAGCAGGCUCGCCUCCUCGCCGAAGGCAAGAAUGCGACCGCAUUCACUGCACCGCCAAAGCCUUCGGCUCGCCGCAACCGCAGCAGCAACGGGAGCACGCUGUCUCGCCACAGCGCACAGAGCUUCAGCAUGAGCGGGACGAGCAGCGCGACAUCGCCGUCCGUGAGCGCAGGUGGAGGGGGGGGUGCCGUCGAGACAAUUGCGGACAAGCCGCUCGUUACGAGCCCGUCGCACCACCGCGCGCGUGAGAGUAUCAGCACGCUCUGGAGCAUGGGAUCGAGCCACGAUCACGAGUAGAUUUUUUUGUUGGCCUUGCGACGGGGAGACGAGCAGGAGGUUUCUUGUCACGUUCUUGUUUAUUGUGCAUUAGUUACGUCACGACCGCUACGACAUGUAAUAUAUGCAUAGGUGUUUG